This is a messenger RNA of Cladocopium goreaui, 570 nucleotides long. Lineage: Eukaryota; Dinophyceae; Suessiales; Symbiodiniaceae. The record is from the annotation of a GenBank genome assembly.
GAGAAGUGGACUCCAGAGCGCUACCCUCGGUUGCUGCUAAUGCAUUUGGCCCCUUUGGGGCCCAAAGUUCAAAAAAGUUUCAAUUACAACAAGCUCCGCACUUUGUUGGUCUCUCGUGUCCGUGUGGGCGUGCAGCUCGACUCCGACCAGUUUGUGGCACCAGGAGCUGACUACAUGUUCAACAUGACUGAGCGGGAAAUCACCAAAGACUAUCCAAUUCCAAUACUUCCAGUGCACUACUUCAGUUUUACGCAGAAGGAUGCUCCAUCAAACAUUUGGUGGCGUCGUUUCUGCCCUGAUCCUCCCAAAUGCGAAUUGCACUCCAUGCGCUGGAGUCAUGCCCAUCCUACCUGGACCUUUUGGGCGCUACCAUGGUUAGGAAAAUGGCUCCGUCGACACUUCCGUGACGAAGUACUGUUGGCCGAAUCUGACAAAGGGUCAUUGCGCAUCGCGGACAUCCCUGAGGAUGAAGACAUGCUCAACGUCGCUGCCUGGGAGGACAAGGCGGAUGUGAUGACAGGUUGUAAUUUUGUGAAGUUCGCAGACUCUCGUAAACAAAUCGAGCGAUAG